Messenger RNA from Patella vulgata (common limpet), 2826 nucleotides. Its product is annotated as histone-lysine N-methyltransferase, H3 lysine-79 specific. The transcript has 12 exons. Gene Ontology annotation, cellular component: transcription factor TFIIIB complex. Bases 160 to 2826 code for a protein of 888 amino acids. The record is from RefSeq and is a predicted model, not a curated record. Gene Ontology annotation, biological process: RNA polymerase III preinitiation complex assembly. Gene Ontology annotation, molecular function: TFIIIC-class transcription factor complex binding. Lineage: Eukaryota; Metazoa; Mollusca; Gastropoda; Patellidae.
CCGGAAGUCAAGUAUAAUGGUAGAAAAACGUGAUGUUUGACAGAUUUAUUUUCAUAUUUCAGAUAAAAAAAUGAUUCCCUGUAAAUACACAGCAUUACUCCAAUGGUAUAGUUAAUUGAUAAAGUUUUAUCCAGUGUUUUAUCACAUUUAUACAUAAUAAUGGCGACCAGACGUUCUAGACUUCAGAUAAAGCCAAAUAUUGGUCCAAAGAUAACCAAAACUCCAGCCAAAACACCAGUAAAUGUUCCAAAGGCCUCAGAAACCGAAAAAUCCGAAACUGACAAACUUGUUACUGUAUUAAAAGAUAAAACGGUUCCACUUCUUCAGAAUUCUAAUAAUAGUGAAAUAAAAAGCACAGAGGAACUACAAGAAAAGAUAGCCAUAAAUUCACCCUCAAGAGAUGUAUCAGAAACUGAACCAGUUAAAAACUCUGUCAAUAAAAGUCCGACUCCUGCUGAGAAUGCUGUCAAGCCGUUAUUCAAACCUGACCCUGGGCCUCUCGCUCGGGGAAUAAGAAACCGUUUUGCAAAACCUAAACCAAAUAUUGGAUUAAGAGGUGUUGCAAGGCCGAAUUCUGCUAAACCAACUAGUCCUGUUAAAGUUUUCUCACCUGAACGAUCACCUAUCAAAUCGCCGAUUAAAUCACCUGUUAGACUUUCCCUUUCUAAUGAAGAUUCCAGUACCCAGCAAUCUAGUAUAUCGUGUGUAGAUACAUGUGAACAAGAUGAGAAUAGUCCUGUUGUUAAUGUAGAUCAAACAAUAUCAACAUCAACUAUAGACAAAAGAUCCACUCAACAAAAAACAGAAAAAAUCAAAACUUCACGGAGACAGAGAGCUAUUAAUAUUCGUCAGUUUCCUGAAGAUGAACCACCAGAUCGACAGAAGAUGAAAAUGAGUGAUCUAAUUUACUGGAAUCCUUCUAAAAAUCCAAUGAAACAAUCGAGUGAGAAGAUAAGAAAGCGUAGUAAUAGUAUAACAGUAGAAAGUAGUUCUACAUCAGAUAAUGUCGACAAUAGUUUUACUACUGAACCUGAUAAACAAGACGAUUCAUCCAUGAGUAGUGAUGCCAUGUUAGUCCCACAAGUCACCAUCGGUCCAGACGGCAGCAUGAUUAUAAACGAACAGAGUUUGGUAGUUGAAGCUGAACAUGAGAAGGAAGUUUUAUCACCAACUGAGAUUGUUGAGGAGGAUGAUGUAUACGUUAAUUAUAAUAGUUUCAGAAAUAAAGGAACAACUAAAUGUUGGCUAGAUAAUGAAACAGCCAGAUUCUACAGAGCUCUAAGUGCACUAGGAACAGAUUUUUCACUGAUGAGCAGCCUUUUCCCUCACAGAACCAGGAGAGAACUUAAGAAUAAAUUUAAGAGAGAAGAGAGAUAUAAUCGUCAGAUGGUUGACAUGGCAAUCAAAAUGAGGACACCAUUAAGUCUAGAAAGUUUUGAAAGCAUCGAAUCCGUUCUAGAGAAAGAUAAACAUGAGAGAGAAAAUAAACGUAAGGCAUCCAUUAAAAGAAAGAAAGAAGAGAAACAGGCGAGUAAUCCUGAAUAUAAACCAAAAAAGUCCAGACCUACCAAGGAAAUUAAAAAUACCAAGAAAUCCGUGGAAGAGGAAGAAGCUGUCGCGUCGUCGCCCGAGGCUAAUAAUAAUAAAACGAGCAGACCGUCAAGACCUAAAAAACCUAAAAUAACCAAGGAGAAGACAACUCCGGAUAAACUCAGUAUAAAAAGACAAGAUGGAGAUCAGGUUCAACCAGAGAUAAUCAGAAAAAGUAAACCAUUAGAAUAUGAAGAGUUUGAAUUUGAAUCAAGUGAUGAAGAGGACAAAUUACCAGCAAGGCUUCCAAAACUACAAAAAUCAUCCAAAUUCACCGAAUUUCAAAAUACAGCUUCUAAGAAAUUACAGGUGAUAUGUGCUAGUCGGCCUGUAUCAGAUGAUUCGGAUGAUGAUGAUAACGAAGAUGAUGAUGUCGAUGUCCUGGCUAGUGACAGUGAUAUUGAUGAAGAUGUAACGUCUAAUUCGAACAUUGCGAUCAAUCAUACACAAGAAAAUGUAACAUCUAAUUUGAACAUCGUGAUCGAUCAUACACAAGAAAAUGUAAUGUCUAAUUCGAACAUUGUGAUCGAUCAUACACAAGAAAAUGUAACGCCUUAUUCGAACAUCGUAAUUGAUGAUACACAAGAAAAUGAUUUAACGAAUGCUAAUAAUGACUUGCUUGAGAGUGCUGGUGAAAAUACGCCUAUAAACGAUAGUAGUGAAAUCCUCAAUUCAGAAAAUAUUGAAGAAAAUUUAUGUAAUAUCACCGAAGAUAUUAAUAAUAGUUCUGGUUACAUGACUUUCAAUAACGUGGAAGGUGAAACAAAUUUUGAUGUGACCGAUGAUAUCUUGCCAGUCGAAAAUCAGCCGGAGGGAAACGUGCCGGUCGUAGAAAACGAGACACCAUCACCCAUCGUCGUAACAACACCCGAAGACGAUGUUCCAAUGACUAAGAUCAAACAAAAGUCAGAGAAACUAGUGGAAAAUAAAACUAAAUUAACGUCGGAUAAUAUUCAAGCAAACACAGACUUCAAGAAAUCUCCGAUAAAUAAAUCAAAAACGACAAUUUCAAAUGUUGAACAUACAACCUCCACGACCUCCUCAACUACAACAGGUAAAAAUCAGACGUCGAAAACUGUGCCGAGACGAAUAAAGAAAUUCCAACCUAAUUUAAAUCUUGCCCGUAAAAAGGAUGCUUCUCCUGUCGGUAAUGUUAAGAAUUUACCUGUUUCAAGUGGAGCUGUUGCUAAGGAACAAGAAAAAGGUGAGCUCCCUGAUAUUUUUGCUUUAGCUUGA